Molecule: messenger RNA, 7578 nt
Organism: Diabrotica balteata
Lineage: Eukaryota; Metazoa; Arthropoda; Insecta; Coleoptera; Chrysomelidae
Source: the annotation of a GenBank genome assembly
GUUUUAUUUGUGCAUGUGUUGUGUGUUGCGUGAGUUCUGUAAUUACAAUGAGUGUGAUAAAUUAAGUGGAGAAAGUUCAUUAAAGACUCGAUGAUGGUCUUGGACCAUAAAAAAUUUAGUUAUUUUUUAAAAACAAAUAAGACUUUUUGGAUAAAAACUCAGCAUAUACCUAAGAAAGCUUCAAGCGUAUUUGAAGCUUUCGAGGCCGUGUUCAUGGAAGUAUGAACCUAGACUCGUUGUCUUUCACUUUGUCACAAAUAAGUUAUUUGAUUGCCACAUUAACUAAAAAAAACUAUAAGCAAGUAGUAGGAGACAUAACUAAACUUGUUUCUUUGCAUGGUCUGGAGGCGGAUCGUCACUUGCUCCAAUGUCUGUUUUCAUCAGUGGACUUUUCAGAGUCUACAAAUAAAAUAUCAGCUCCAGCUCCCCAAAACCAAGCAUUAUUGGAACAGUGCUCCAGUUUGUUAAACAAACCAUCAUUGUUAACAGCCCUUUGUUAUAUUACAGACAAUCCUUUGAUAAAUCACAAGACUUUAAAACUUGGACCUCAGUUCUUCCAUCAGUUGAGCAAGUGCCUUCGCCUCUCAGCUGUCCAGGAAGUUGUUUUUGCCAUUGCUCUUUGCCACUCAUCUCAUACAGAAGCCAAAAAUCUAGCCCAAGCUCACUUAAGAACUACAGUACCUGCCUUAGUUCAGUCAUAUAUUGAUACAGAAGGAAGUAGCAGUCAACACGAAGGUGGACUUCACGAAACAACUCCUGAAGUACUUCACCUCAUUAUAUCUGCUGUUCUAAAAAACCCCAAGGAAGUAGGUCUUACUAACGACAACCAUACAACAUUUCUUGAAACCUUACAACGAGAUUUUCCCAAGGAUCUUGUACCUGUAGUGCUUGCGCCAUUAGUGUAUCCAGAACAUAGUGAAUUGGCCCCAGAAAUGUCAUCUGAAGGCCCCGGUUUAUCCGGGGGAAUGCUUGAAACAUCUUUAUCAGAUGUAGUGACUGAAUUAGGAUAUAAUUUUACCUCGUCUGUUGAAGAAUGCCGCAACAACCUCAUGAAAUUGGGUGGCAGAGAUAUUUCCCCUGCAAUAGUAUCUCGUAUCCUUGCUGUUAUGUGCCGAACACACAGUGGCCUUGAAGACUCUAUUUCCAUUCAAACACCAGGAUCUUUUAAUAAAGGAUCUGAUAAUAGAACAUCAUGGAACAUUGAUAACUUAAUUCAAGCUCUUAAAGAAAUUGUUCCUAAUUUUCAGUGGAAUAGUAUUGUUGCCGAACUAGAUCAUCCUGAGUUCAUUGUAAAAGAUAGGCAAGGAUUGUGUCUAUUAAUAAAUGGACUUAGGCAAGGUUUACAAACAUUUGGAUUUCACCCAGAAACAUUUCCUGUGGAUCAGAUAUAUAAAAGAUGGCAAAAUGUGGAAGGACAGUUUAGUUUAGUUCAGAAUAUCCUUAAAAAUCCAGAUGUGUUUUGUUUUGUGGACUAUACUUAUGCACCAGUGGCAGUUGAUGUGCUGAAAACUCCUCCUGAGCAAGAUAGCAAAGAAUUAGCAAAUUGGAGAUCUUUAAAUCUUGUUGAACUUUUAUUGAGCCUAUCAGAAUGCGGGUUAUAUACACAUGUUCAAGAAUUGUUUAAAAUACCAGUACAUAGUUGUCCAGAUGUACUAGUUUUAGCAUUACUUCAGAUUUCUGGCCAAGUUACUUUACUAAGACGUGACUUGCUCACUAACUUGAUCCCCAUAUUUUUAGGAAAUCAUCCCAACUCUGCCAUAAUUUUACAUCAUGCAUGGCACACACAGAAUAUCAAUAUUAAACCCAUUAUUAUGCAUGCUAUGGCAGAAUGGUAUGUUCGGGGUGAAUGUGAUCAAACCAGGCUGUCCAGAAUUCUUGAUGUAGCUCAGGAUUUAAAAGCACUAUCAAGUCUUUUGAAUGCACAAUCUGCCCAGUCAUAUCCUUUCAUCAUAGAUUUAGCUUGCCUAGCUUCACGAAGGGAGUACUUAAAAUUAGAAAAAUGGCUUUCUGAUAAAAUAAAUGAACAUGGAGAAGCUUUUGUUAUGGCCUGUGUAAAAUUCUUACAUAGACGUGUUCCACAGAUAGCAAAAGCAGAUGAAUCCCUAGGCAAAGUUGUUCCCUUGCCUACAGAAACUUUGACUACAAUGACAUUAUGUCUGCAAAGGACCAUGAACAAUUUAAGUCCAGAGUGUCACGAUGCUGUAAUGACUACAGUUAAUAACUGUUCUUUGAUUAUAAAGUCCAGACAACAACAGCAACCUGCAAUACUUCGAUCGAGAGGAAUAGAUGGAGGAAUCAACCCUUCUGUUUUUGCUCCUCUCUACAACCAUUCUGGAGUUGAUUCUAUGCAAGGACUUAACACCACAUUGGCAAAUAUGAACUUAGGUGGUCCAGCAAAUUCUGCAUUCAAUUUACAAGGUGGAUUAGGACCUUUGGUACCAUCGCCAGGAUCUCCCUCAAGAAUUUUAAAUGCUGGUCCAUCAAGUAGUCCUUUUCCCAUUAUGCCGAUGUCACAUCAAGGCCCUGCUGGUACAAGUUCGUCUCUAGUCCUAGGAGUCAAUCAAAUUAGCAACUUAAGUAGGAUGGGACCCAAUACUAAUAUAGACAAAACUAGAUUGCCGGAAUAUAACUUGUUCCCGGAUGUUUCUUCACAUGUUUCAAAAGACAUAGAAGAUGAAGCCAAUAAUUACUUUCAGAGGAUUUACAACCAUCCACCGAAUCCCACCUUGUCAAUUGAAGAAGUGUUAAAUAUGUUGAAGAGGUUUCAAGAUUCUCAUAACAAAAGAGAAAAGGAGGUGUUUAACUGCAUGUUGAAAAGUCUUUUUGAAGAGUAUAAAUUUUUUCCACAAUAUCCUGAUAAAGAAUUACAUGUAACAGCACAACUAUUUGGAGGCAUAAUCGAAAGAGGUAUAGUAGCUAGCUAUGUCGCCCUGGGACUGGCCUUACGGUUUGUCCUAGAGGCUCUCAAAAAACCAGAGGGUUCUAAGAUGUACUAUUUUGGAAUAGCAGCUCUAGAUAAAUUUAAAACAUGUUUAAAGCAAUAUCAUAAGUAUUGUGAACACGUUCGAGCAAUUCCCCACUUCAGUGAUUUUCCUCAACAUCUUCAAGAGUACGUAGAAUUUGGAUUGCAAGGUUUGGAACCACCUCAUAAACCAGACGGACCAAUAUUACCACCGAGUCUAGCAGCCAUGUUAGCGCCUCCUAGUGCUGUCACUGUGUACAAGACUACUACCACGGCAAGUACUGUUCAAACCAAAGUCAAUACUACUCCAGCAGGUACAAUGAGUAGCAGACCUUCCAUAGCAAAUGCUACAAAUAUUGAUACACUUUUGGUAGCCACUGAGAAGGAAGAAAAAGCUACUGCUCCGCCUGAGCCUUUACAAGACAAAACUGCCUUUAUUUUUAAUAAUUUAAGUCAAUUGAAUCUGAAACAAAAAUGCGAUGAACUUAAGGAAUUAGUAUCUGAUGAAUAUUACCCUUGGCUUGCACAAUAUCUUGUAAUGAAGAGGGCAUCUAUUGAAUUUAAUUUCCAUGGAUUGUAUUCCAACUUCCUGGAUACACUAGGAAUAAAUGAAAUUCUAAAAUUAGUAACAAGAGAAACAUUCAGAAAUAUUAGGGUUCUCUUAAGGUCUGACAAGGCAGUAGCUAAUUUUUCUGACAGAUCCCUUUUGAAAAACUUGGGCCAUUGGCUUGGUCUUUUAACUCUAGCAAGAAACAAGCCGAUUUUACAAAUAGACCUUGAUCUGAAGUCACUUCUAGUAGAAGCUUACCAUAAAGGACAGCAAGAACUUUUAUAUGUGGUACCAUUUGUAGCAAAAGUGCUAGAGUCUUGUGCUAAAAGUAAAGUUUUCAAACCUCCCAAUCCAUGGACAAUAGCUUUAAUGAACGUUUUAGCGGAAUUACACUCAGAAGCAGACCUUAAGCUGACUUUAAAGUUUGAAAUAGAAGUUUUAUGUAAGCAUUUGGAUAUAGAUGUUAGCCAUUUGAAGCCUUCUGUAUACCUUAAAGAUCCAGAACGUAUCAGAAAAAUCGAAUACCAACUAUCACAACAACUUAAGAAAGAAGCUUUGAUGCAACCCAGUGUUGUCAACCAAGGAGGUAAUAUAACGGACCAAGAACUAGCAAAUAUAAUUCCGAGUCAGCAAACCAGUUCUCCAGUCAUUCAGAAUAAUAGUACAACUCCAACAUCGGCCUUGUCGGCACCCCCAGAGCCUCGUUUUGCGUACUCAGACAUUCAAAUACCCGGAAUGCAGUCAUUUCAGACCCACACCGUCAUCUCUCCUUCAAUUUUGUUAUUUCAAACACAGCCACAACUUAAGGCACUUGUUCGCACUUCCAUUGAAAGGGCUGUUCAGGAGUGGAUAGGACCAGUAGUAGACAGGUCCAUUAAAAUAGCCCUUCAAACAUGUGAGCAACUCAUAAGGAAGGAUUUUGCACUUGAUCCAGAUGAAAACCGAAUGCGACUAGCCGCCCAUUAUAUGGUACGCACUCUCACAGCUGGUAUGGCGAUGAUUACAUGUCGGGAACAAUUGAUAACGGCUAUCAGCACACAUUUGAAACAAGCCCUUUUAACCAACAUGGUAUCACCAACAGUCCAACAAAAAGAGAUGAUAGACCAGGCGUGUAGUGUUGUCGCCAGUGAUAACAUGGAGCUGGGUUGCGCUUUUAUACAGAAAACUGCCGUCGAAAAAGCUAUACCCGAAAUCGAUAAGAGACUCGUCAGCGAGUAUGAACUCAGGAAAAUGGCUAGGCAAGAAGGAAGACGUUACUGUGAUCCCAUAGCUUUAACUUAUCAAGCAGAAAGGAUGCCCGAGCCAAUACGACUAAAAGUGGGAGGUAUUUCACCGAGUCAAAUGGGCGUAUACGAAGAAUUUGGACAAAACAUCCCGGGGUUUGUACCCAACGAACGUGAUGCUACUAUGCUAAUCCAAAAACAAACACCCAUCGAGGUCCAAUCUCACUCUUCGACUCCAUUUCCGAUUCCACAAAAUAUAUUACCCACAGACGAUAUCGCUAUAUUAUACGAAAAGUUGGCCAUAGAUGUAGAACAAUUUGUGCAACUUUUAGGACAAGCACAGGCUCUGAUGAGUAGCAGUAUGGUGCUUAUUAGGGAUUGCCUAUUGCACAUGUCGAGGAACAGGGAUUCAACUCCUCCCCAAGCUAUUGUACAAAAGUGUGUAGAAAGUUUGCAAGACUGCCUUGUUCCAACUUUAAGUAAUGAAAACGACCCAGUUACGCUCCGCUUUAAAGAAAUUAUCGUAAGAAUUCUCAAAACCUUGCAAGAUCCUCGAUUAUACGGCCAACAAUGGACCAAUAAAUUGGUAACGAGAUGUUUGACCGAAUGCCGAGACGAUCAACUACGCUACAAUAUCGAUGCCGUCGAUACAUUAAUCAAAAAUGGUUUAGUCAACGUUCCUCAGUACGAUCUUGCACUUACACAAUGUAUGGAUAAUGGCCAUAACUACAUGGCUACCACUUUCGCUACGCAGUUACUGCAAUUGUAUAUAGUAGAUGAUAGAAACGGUCAGCUUGUUACUGAAAGUGAUUUGUGCAACACGAUUGAGGUAUUAGCCAAAAUUAAUUCCCAUUCUAGACCACAACCAGAAGGAUUAGGAAAUAUUAUGGAUGUAUUGAGACAGAGUGAACCGAGCUCAUUUUUUGGAGACCGCGCGCCAAUGGGACCUACUGUUCAUAUCCAUAACGGAAUAUUACAGGUGAGAGCGCCGAAUUAUGAAGAUCCUCCAGGUCUAGUAGAAAAAACUGAUCACCUUCUCCGAGAAUGGAUUUCUUUUUAUCACGGCCAGAACCAGGGUCGAGAUUCUACCAAAGCUUUUAGUGUUUUCGUCCACCAAAUGAACGUCUACGGCAUACUAAAGACUGACGAUUUAAUUACGAGGUUUUUUCGACUUUCGACGCAACUUUGCGUUGAAACUGUGUACAGAGUCCUUGCAGAAAAAACGACGACAAACGUAUCUUUAUUGAGGCCGAAGUGCUAUCAAACCUUAGACGCGUACGUGAGAUUGGUGGCCUUAUUGGUGAAGCAUUCAGGUGAUGCAAAUAAUACAACUACCAAAGUGCAUCUUCUAAAUAAGGUUCUUGGUAUUUUAGCGGGUUGCCUUAUGCAGGAUCAUGACACUCGUGCUAUUGAAUUUCAACAGUUGCCUUAUCAGAGGAUAUUCACUAUGUUGUUCUUGGAACUAAAUGCUCCAGAACCUGUCCUGGAAGCCAUUAAUUUCCACGUUUUGAACGCUUUUUGUCAUACAUUACACAUUUUACGGCCUACGAAAGCAGCGGGUUUUUGUUAUGCUUGGUUAGAACUGGUUUCUCACCGAGUCUUUAUGGGAAGGAUGCUAGCCAGUAGCCCUCAGCAAAAAUGUUGGCCGAUGUAUGCCCAACUCCUCAUCGAUCUUUUUAAAUAUUUGGCGCCAUUUUUGAGGAAUGCAGAGCUUGCCAAACCAGUCACGAUGUUAUAUAGAGGAACACUACGAGUACUGCUCGUGUUAUUACACGAUUUUCCAGAGUUUCUAUGCGACUACCAUUAUGGAUUUUGUGACGUUAUUCCGCCCAAUUGUAUUCAAAUGAGGAAUCUCAUUCUCUCGGCGUUUCCAAGAAACAUGAGGUUGCCGGAUCCAUUUACACCUAACUUAAAGGUUGACAUGCUACAGGAAAUAUCGUAUGGGCCGAGAAUACUUACAAAUUUGGCACAGAUGAUCACACCUGCUCAAUUUAAAAAAGAUGUGGAUUCGUAUCUGAAGGCCAGGGCACCGGUUACGUUUUUGUCCGAACUUAGAAGUAACUUACAGGUUUCAAACGAACCUGGUGUGCGUUACAAUAUCCCGUUAAUGAACGCCUUAGUACUUUAUGUAGGCACACAAGCGAUAACCUACAUACGGAACAAGAGCCACACGCCGAACAUGUCGACAAUAGCACACAGCGCCCACAUGGACAUCUACCAAAACCUGGCUGUCGAUCUGGACACCGAAGGUCGCUAUUUAUUCCUUAACGCUAUCGCGAACCAACUAAGGUAUCCCAACAGCCAUACACAUUAUUUCUCUUGCACUUUGCUCUAUUUAUUCGCCGAAGCCAAUACAGAGGCCAUUCAAGAGCAAAUCACAAGGGUAUUAUUGGAAAGGCUAAUUGUAAAUAGACCGCAUCCCUGGGGGCUACUGAUUACCUUUAUUGAACUCAUCAAAAAUCCUACGUAUAGGUUUUGGCAGCAUGAGUUCGUCCAUUGUGCUCCAGAGAUUGAAAAAUUAUUCGAGUCAGUCGCAAGAUCUUGUAUGGUAAAAUCCACAGCGCAAGCGCAAGAAGGCGACAUACAAGAGUGAUAAGCAUUUUUGUGAUUUGUAUAUAAUUCUAUAAAAAUUGAACGAUUGUGACUUUUUUAAUUUUUUGUUAAUAAUUUAAAGCUUAAUUUUGGGAGCAACGCAUUUUAUUUUUAGAAUAUAAGGUGAUUAUAGUGUAUAGAGAUUAAUUAGUGUAAUAUAUUAGCUAUUUUUAAGAAAUUUUCAAGUAUUUGUAACUAGUAUACAUAUAAAUGUGGAUGUAAUAAAUGGUUUUCAAUGUUUUGAGCAUUAA